Molecule: messenger RNA, 678 nt
Organism: Salvelinus namaycush (lake trout)
Lineage: Eukaryota; Metazoa; Chordata; Actinopteri; Salmoniformes; Salmonidae
Product: LHFPL tetraspan subfamily member 3 protein-like
Exons: 2
Coding region: 16-678 (220 amino acids)
Biological process (GO): sensory perception of sound
Cellular component (GO): plasma membrane
Source: RefSeq, a predicted model, not a curated record
GGAUCCGCUGCGUCGAUGCUCCCAUCGAUGUCUUCUGAAGACAUUAAACUAUACCAGCAUAACUAUGUCCGGAACUCCAAUGCCAUCGGACUCCUGUGGGCCAUCUUCACCAUCCUGUUUGCCAUCUUGAACGUGGUGAUCUUCAGCCAGCCCUAUUGGAUCGGGGACGGCGUGGACACCCCACAGGCCGGCUAUUUCGGCCUCUUCCACUUCUGCACCGGCGAUGGGAUCCAGAGGGAGCUCGACUGCACAGGGACCUUCACCGAGUUCGCUCAGAUCCCUUCCACCGCGUUCAAGGCCGCGUCGUUCUUCGUCGGGAUGUCAAUGAUGCUGGUGAUAGCUUGCAUUGCUUCUUUCACUCUCUUCUUCCUGUUCUCCACCACCACCGUCUAUAAGAUCUGCGGCUGGAUGCAGGGGGCCUCGGGUGUGUGUCUGGUGAUGGGCUGUAUAAUCUACCCUGAUGGCUGGGACAGUGAUGAGGUGCGGAGGAUGUGCGGUGAGCAGACAGACAAGUACUCCCUGGGAGCAUGCUCCAUGCGUUGGGCUUACAUCCUGGCUAUCAUGGGGGUCCUGAAUGCCCUCAUGCUCUCCUUCCUGGCCUUCGUACUGGGCAACAGGCAGGACGGACUCAUGACCGAGGAACUGCUGGCCGAGAGCAAGGGUAAUACUGGAGAAUAG